This is a messenger RNA of Coniophora puteana RWD-64-598 SS2, 228 nucleotides long. RefSeq lists its product as uncharacterized. Bases 1 to 228 code for a protein of 75 amino acids. The record is from RefSeq and is a predicted model, not a curated record. NCBI's taxonomy places the organism in Eukaryota, Fungi, Basidiomycota, Agaricomycetes, Boletales, Coniophoraceae. Gene Ontology annotation, cellular component: mitochondrion. The transcript is spliced from 5 exons.
AUGGCUGCACACAGUUUCAUUAAAUUGGACCCAGCUGUCGAACGAUGGAACCGGAUGCGUGAGGACGCAUACAAGCACUUCCGCUUCACUCCCAGAACAACUUUCGUAUCCCUCAUGGGCUUCGUCUUUGUUCCCGGUGCCAUCUACUACCUCUCCACUCAAACAACCAACAAGUGGUCAUGGGCAGGCAAGCGGAAAGACCAGGCGCUCGCUAAGCAGUCUUCGUGA